Molecule: messenger RNA, 372 nt
Organism: Protopolystoma xenopodis
Lineage: Eukaryota; Metazoa; Platyhelminthes; Monogenea; Polystomatidea; Polystomatidae
Source: the annotation of a GenBank genome assembly
AUGACAAGAUUCACUGGCGAUGCCGAAUAUGAUGUCGGCCAAACGUCUCGGUGUCACGACUAUUAUAGCAGAGGACUUUGGAGAAAGCUCGUCAAACUAGGUCGAAAACGAGAUCAAACCAUUUCUAUACAUCGAAAGGAGACGGCGACCAAAACUGGCAACAUCAUCUUGCUACUUAUUUGCUCCGACUUCAUGGCUCGUGGCAUCGACGUGGAGGACGUGGAUUGUGUGGUCUGCUAUGACCUACCUUCCUCAAUAAAGGCUUACGUUCACAGAAUCGGGCGCACUGCCAGGGCCGGAAAGCCUGGCGUCUCGUUCACUCUGCUCUCUCCUGUCCAGGUACCUUUUACUUGCUCCCUCGAUACUUUCUGA